AUGUCUGAAAGUGAUAAAGAAAGGCCCGUGGCUAGACUGGAUAAAGCACAACUAGAUGCUAUCAUGGCUACUCUCAUGAAAGAGAUGGAUAAAAAACUUGAAUUUGUUGGAGCUACUCGUUCUACUAACCCUGUCUUUGGCACAACUUCACAGGUUAGGAGACCAGCUAGGGAAAAGAGGAGAGGCAAGCGACCUGCAGUAGGAGACGAAUCUGAGGAUGAAGAUACUUCUUCUGGCCGUAGUACUGAUGGAGAACGGUCCGUGGGAUCAGCAAGAUCAGUGAGAACAGGACGUGCAGCCUCCCAAGCAAGAUCCCCUACACGCCAUGCAGCAAGGAACAGACCAGAUGAUAACCUUGGGAGUCUCAAACUUCGAAUACCAGUCUUCAGUGGAACCAGCAAUCCAGAUGCUUAUCUUGAAUGGGAAACGAAGAUUGAGCGAGUGUUUGAUUGCCAGCACUACUCAGAAACAAAGAAGGUGAAGCUUGCUGUGACAGAAUUCAGUGGGUAUGCUUUGCAUUGGUGGGAUCAGAUUGUUACUACUAGGAGAAGGACUGGAGAGCCGCCAGUUGCUUCAUGGUUUGAGCUCAAGACACUCAUGAAGAAGCGGUUUGUUCCAAACCACUAUGGUAGAGAGAUUCAUCAAAAGCUGAGGAGACUUACCCAAGGAACCAAAGGCGUGGAGGAUUACUAUCAAGAGAUGGAAAUACUCAUGAUCAAAGCGGCUGUUGAAGAAGCUUCUGAAGCUACUAUGGCUCGAUUUCAGGCUGGGCUUAACAGAGACAUCCAGGACCGCUUGGAGAUGCAGGAGUAUGAGGACAUCUAUGAAUUGCUUCACAAAGCAAUCCUCAUUGAGCAGCAACUGAAGAGAAAGUCCUCAACCAAAGGAUCCUAUGGCAACAACUACAAAGCGCCUACUACCAAAGAUGACAAGUCUUUUGUGAAACCCAAGGAAGAGCAUGAGGACAAGGGAAAGGCACCAGCUGCUAGAUCCAGGGAUGUGAAGUGCUUCAAAUGUCAUGGUUUUGGGCACUAUGCCAAUGAGUGCACCAACAAGAAAGCAAUGAUCCUCUUGGACAGUGGUGAGGUGAUAUCCGAAGAAGAAGAGGAAGCCAUAGACUAUCCAGUUCGUGGAGAACUACUUGUCACAAGGAGAUCAUUGGCAGUACAAUCCAAGCUAGAUGAAGAUAAUCAAAGGGAGAAUCUUUUUCAUACUCGUUGCAUAGUUUAUGAAAAAGUAUGCAGUUUGAUUAUAGAUGGAGGAAGCUGUACUAAUGUUGCUAGUGAAGCUCUUGUAGAAAAGCUUGGAUUGAAAACAGGGAAGCAUCCUAGGCCAUACCUUCUACAAUGGUUGAAUGAGGAGGGCGAGCUGAAGGUCACUGAUCAAGUAAUGGUUCCUAUAACCAUUGGAAGAUACCAAGAUGAGAUCGUGUGUGAUGUUCUGCCCAUGGACUCUAGCCAUAUCUUGUUGGGAAGGCCUUGGCAGUAUGAUAGAAGAGUCAUUCACGAUGGGUUCACUAACCGGCAUUCCUUCACCCACAGAGACAAGAAGAUUGUACUGGCACCUUUGUCUCCACAAGAGGUACAUGAGGAUCAACUUCAACUAAAACUUAGGCGACAAGAAGCUAAAGAGAAACCAGCUGACAAGCAAAAGAAGGAGACUAAUCUCUUAGCCAAGAGUAGUGAGAUCAAGAAAGCUUUGUGUCUUCAACAAUCUAUGCUUUUAUUUGUUUUUAAAGGUGCACUAAUGUCUUCUUCUGACCCUGCACCGGUUCUACCGAGUGAACUUGAGUUUCUUUUGCAGGAUUAUGGUGAUGUCUUUCCAGACGAGAGCCCAAAAGGACUUCCUCCCAUGCGUGGGAUUGAACACCAAAUAGACUUGGUCCCUGGAGCUUCUCUCCCAAACCGCCCUGCCUAUAGAACCAACCCUGAAGAAACAAAAGAGCUACAGAAGCAAGUAGAUGAGCUCAUUGAGAAAGGACAUAUCCGAGAGAGCAUGAGCCCUUUUUAUUUUGAUGAUAUUUUGAUCUACAGCAAGAGUAUGGCUGAGCAUGUGCAUCACUUGAAAUCUGUGUUAGAAGUGCUUAGGAAAGAAUCCUUGUUUGCUAACUUUAAGAAAUGCACUUUUGGGACAGAUCACCUUGUUUUUCUAGGAUUUGUUGUAACAGCACAGGGAAUCAGAGUGGAUGAGGAAAAGGUUAAAGCUAUCCGAGACUGGCCUAGUCCUAAGAGUGUGAGCGAGGUGAGAAGUUUCCAUGGUCUUGCCGGCUUUUAUAGAAGAUUUGUGAAGGAUUUUAGCACCAUAGCUGCACCACUCACUGAAGUCAUCAAGAAGGAUGUGGGUUUCAAGUGGGAGAAGGCGCAAGAGGAGGCUUUUCAAAACCUGAAAGGGAAGUUGACUAAUGCUCCUUUGCUAGUUCUUCCAGAUUUUACUAAGACCUUUGAAAUUGAAUGUGAUGCUUCUGGUGUAGGUAUUGGAGCUGUGCUGAUGCAGGAGAAGAGACCCAUAGCAUAUUUCAGUGAGAAACUAAGUGGAGCCAUGCUGAACUACCCAACUUAUGACAAGGAACUCUAUGCUUUGAUUAGAGCACUCCAAACUUGGCAGCACUAUCUCUGGCCAAAGGAGUUUGUUAUACACACUGAUCAUGAGUCCUUGAAACACCUGAAGGGACAGCACAAGCUCAACAAGAGACACGCCAGAUGGGUAGAGUUCUUGGAAACCUUUCCUUAUGUGAUUCACUAUAAACAAGGUAAAGAAAACAUUGUGGCUGAUGCACUCUCCAGAAGGGAAGCACAUGGAGGAGGAUUGAUGGGGCACUUUGGAGUUGCCAAGACACUCGCCCACCUGAAAGAGCACUUUUACUGGCCGACCAUGAGAAGAGAUGUGGAGAGAGUAUGCAGCAGAUGUGUUACUUGCACCCAAGCCAAAGCCAAGUGUUGA
Brassica napus (rape) is the source of this 2940-nucleotide messenger RNA. RefSeq lists its product as uncharacterized. The coding region runs from base 1 to 2940 and encodes 979 amino acids. Gene Ontology annotation, molecular function: nucleic acid binding; zinc ion binding. The record is from RefSeq and is a predicted model, not a curated record. The transcript is spliced from 3 exons. NCBI's taxonomy places the organism in Eukaryota, Viridiplantae, Streptophyta, Magnoliopsida, Brassicales, Brassicaceae.